Messenger RNA from Anastrepha obliqua, 1303 nucleotides. RefSeq lists its product as uncharacterized. The record is from RefSeq and is a predicted model, not a curated record. Lineage: Eukaryota; Metazoa; Arthropoda; Insecta; Diptera; Tephritidae. Bases 41 to 886 code for a protein of 281 amino acids. The transcript is spliced from 5 exons.
CUAUGUCGGUUUGUGCUGCAGGAUGUACUUUUAAAGCUGAAUGUAUGAUUUGAACAUUCGAAAUUUCUGUGCUGAAUAUAUUGAUCACGCCGGUGAACUUGGUUGGGCGUUCACCUUAAUCAUAGUUUCAAUCAUAUCAGCUCUUAUAGGUGCUAUUGUAAUGGUCAUAGUUCUAAGGUGUAGAAGAAUAAAAUCAGCUAAUAACGGCAAUGCUGGUCGCACGCAACCCUGGUGGUGUCGUAACAAUCGCAAUGGUGGCUCCAACGGACGUUCAACCCUGUCAAUCAAGCAUCCCGCCGAUAGCAUACGAAGGCGUCCGAAUAGCAACUCUGGAGUUUGGUCCUGGAGUCGUCGCUCUUCAGCCAGUCCCGAUCAGAUCGGUCCACCAUCCUCGUCGCCCGCCGAAAAUCAUUACACACACAUGGAUGAUGCAUAUAGUCCGGUUAAUGAGGCAUUGUACGCAGAAUUGGAUCGGGAAUCGGUACGUUCAGGAAAUCCGUCAUAUCAAAAUACGGCCUACAGUCAGUGUGGUGAGAAAUACAAUUUCCAACAACAUGAACAGGACAUACCGAUGGUAGUCUCAUCAGCGCCCAGUAGCGCUUAUUAUUCUGACCUCUCAGUGACCGCCGUGCCAGGUGGCGGCAACGAGCGUGCCUAUGAAAUUGUCGGUUUAACAGUUAUGUCACAGCCAUUACCCAAUUGGGAUGGCAGCAGUGGUGGUGGCAGCGGCAGUGGUGUUGUAGGUAUGGGUGUUGGCGGCACUCUUGGUGUACUUGGCAGCGGGGGACCCAAUGAAGCUUCGCAGCGACGUAUACCACGUUUAGCAGCCAUAAAUGAGACGAGCACAACAACUGUAGCAGCGUCAGUGCCCUCUGAUUAUGUAUGAAAUUUGGAGGAUGAGAGGCGCAGUGAGGAAGCGGUAUAGCGAUUUUAAAAUGCUAUUAUUUAAUACUUAUAUGCAAGUUUAUAUAUGUACAUGCAUACGUAUGUAGUUAUGUACAUGUGCAUGUACAUACAUACAUACAAAUAUUUUAUAGCAAUAGUUGUUAAGGAAGAUAGCGAGCGAAAGUGGCUGUUGGUAGUGAUUAUUCGAUACUUUUUCUUGCAGGUAUCGAUACUCCUUCCCCGAAACAAGUAUUUUUUUUACUCGAUACUUUUUUCAUGUUUGGUACUUGGUAUCGAUAUUCUUUUUGCAUUAUUUGCUUAAUGGCAGCACUAUAACUAUACACACAAAUGUUAAUUUGCCAUUCUUUUUUCGUGUUUACUUUUCUUGUAUAUUUUGUGUGUAAUUGAUUUUGAAAAG